AUGACCCCGGAUCUUUUGUUUUCUGGAGUAUUUCCGGUGCCGGGUGAGCUUUUAUUUGGACGACACCGAGAAGUUGGCGAAGAGCUUCGAGUGCCGGGGUCGGGUGGAAUGUCGUUUCAUGACAGGGGCAGGCGCCGGGCAGCGGGACAGGAAGAGGAGGAGGAGGACCCAGUGGAUCAGAUGAUCUCGCGGACGGGCUGUGCCAGCUACCACCAUGCGGUGCAGGACUGUAUGGCAGAGCACCAGGACUGGCGUCGGUGCCAGGGGCCCGUGCAGGCGUUCAAGCAGUGCAUGGCAGAUCACCAGAGGGAGCGGGUGUCUCCGAGGGUCCCAAGACAGCCCAAACCAGCUACCACCUGACCACCCGCAGCCCGUGAAAUCUCACCCCCCCCCACCCAUCAAACACGGAAAACCCUACGGGAACCUUUCCUGAGGCAGCACAGAGCGAGAGAUCCUUCGGCCCAUCUAGUCCUCCCCUUCCUCUGCCUAACCAGCACCAGUUUCAAAAUUACAUUUAUUAUCAGACUUAUAUCACUUGGAAUUUGUUCUGUGGCAACAGUAGAAUGCGAAGACAUAAAAAUACUAUAAUUUUUUUUUAAAUGUUUUAAUAAAAUGAAUAACGGGG
Molecule: messenger RNA, 625 nt
Organism: Mobula hypostoma (lesser devil ray)
Lineage: Eukaryota; Metazoa; Chordata; Chondrichthyes; Myliobatiformes; Myliobatidae
Gene: coa4
Product: cytochrome c oxidase assembly factor 4 homolog, mitochondrial
Exons: 2
Coding region: 1-360 (119 amino acids)
Biological process (GO): mitochondrial respiratory chain complex IV assembly
Cellular component (GO): mitochondrial intermembrane space
Source: RefSeq, a predicted model, not a curated record